UGUAACUGUGUAUGGUCCAUGAUAAUUAAGUCCUACCUCCUUAUCAACUUGUCUACUGUGUGGAGACUUACCAAACCACAGUUAAUUUCCUUGUUCGGGCGGAGAAGCUGGUCUGACUGGAUCUGACACUCUUACCCGCACUUUGACGCACGUCGCACAGAACUUCGACUCCUCUGUUUCUGAGAUAAAAUGACGUCUCAAGGAUUGAAGGUGUUGCUCUCGCUGGAUGCUGAGGCAGUUGCCUCACUGAAAGAUGGACUCAAUUUUAAGAAAAAUCCAGAUGAUUGUAAAUGUUACAUCAUAUACAAAAACAGUGGUGGCUUUAAAGCGUGUAAGAACCAAUGCAAACAUCAAGGAGGGUUAUUUAUUAAAGAUAUUGAAGACUUGGAUGGCAGGACUGUUAAAUGCACCAAACAUAACUGGAAGUUAAAUGUUUUAACAAUGAAAUACGUGAAUCCACCAGACAGCUUCAUGCAAGAUGAGCUCGAGGUGGAGAUGUUGGAUGAUGGGGGGCUUCAGCUCGUUGAGUUGUGCCCUGAUGACCCCUGGGUGGUUGACCCUCUAGAGCCUCUGGAUCUGCAGGAAGGAGAAGUGAAAGUGACAUACUUCACCCACGCCUGUGUUGAACUGAAGCUUGGGGAGAAGCGGUUCAUAUUUGACCCCUGGUUGAAGGGCCCUGCGUUCGCCAGAGGCUGGUGGCUUUUACAUGAGCCUCCAGCAGAUUGCAUGGACAGGCUGUGUGCAGCAGAUCUCAUCUACAUCAGCCAUAUGCACUCAGACCACCUCAGCUACCCAACGCUCAAAGUCCUGUCAGAGCGAAGGCCUGAUAUGCCCAUUUACGUUGGUGACACUUCAAGACCAGUCUUUUGGUAUUUGGAGCAAAGCCAAGUCAAGCUGACUAACAUCAAAGUUAUUCCUUUUGGCAUCUGGCAAAAUGUUGAUGAACACCUGAGAUUCAUGAUCCUGAUGGAUGGGGUACAUCCUGAAAUGGACACAUGCAUCAUUGUUCAAUACAAAGGUCACAUGAUCCUGAAUACUGUGGACUGCACCAGGCCAAAUGGGGGCAGGCUUCCACAAAAUGUGGACUUGAUGAUGAGUGAUUUUGCUGGGGGGGCAUCUGGGUUCCCAAUGACCUUCUACGGGGGAAAGUACACUGAUUCCUGGAAAGCUGAGUUUAUCAAAAAUGAAAGGAGAAAGUUGCUGAAUUAUAAAGCAGACCUGGUGAAGUCCCUGCAGCCGAAGAUCUACUGUCCAUUUGCUGGAUACUUUGUGGAGGCUCAUCCUUCAGACAGAUACAUCAAGGAGACAAAUACCAAAAAUAGUGCAGCGGACCUCAAUGCACUAAUCAAUAAGAAAACACCAGGCAUCAGGACAUGGACGCCAAAGCCAGGUGCUGUUCUGGACCUCAGCCUCGCUCUCAGAGACUCCACUAACAGUGAAGCUGUCACCAAUCCCCCAGCUAAUGCAAAAAUCUACAAGGACAGUUGGGAUUUCAACUUGUAUGUGGAUGAAUUGAACAGCGCCAUCAGCUCUGAGAUAUUUAAACACCAAAGCUGGAUCCAGUUUUAUUACACCUGGGCAGGCUUUCAAAACUACAACCUUCUUGUGCGGGUCAUUGAGACAGAUGAUGACUUCACCCCGUUGACUGGCGGCUAUGACUACUUGGUGGACUUCUUGGAUCUGUCGUUUCCCACCAAAAGGCCUGACAGGAAGCACUCAUAUUUGGAGCUUAAAAACAGGGUUGGUGUCAUGAGAUACUUAGUUCUGCACGGCCGCCUCUGGGAUGACCUGUACAUCGGUUUUCAGAACCGCAUCAGCCGAGACCCAGACGAUUACCAUCACAAGUUUUGGAACCACUUCCAGUCAUAUCUUCCUCUUCAAAGGCCAGACUGGAAUAAAUUCUUGCAGGAGGUGCACGACAUAUCUCAAGACUCACCUAAAAUAUGGAGCUAUUGCACACUUGUAUGAACUGGCAACACCUAUGUGGUUUUCAACAUGCUCUCAUAUACCAUAAUGUAUGGUCUUAUAAUUCCUAGUUCAUUGGAGAUCAUUAGAGGUUUGUAUAACACUAUUAUUUGAUUCUCACCAUAGAAAUGUAGGACUUGUGUGAGACUUGAAAAUCUCGAAACUUGCUUGUUAUUUACUUCUACCUCUGCCAUACAAACAGUAUCUGUACAUGAUACAAAUGAGAAAAAAAAACAUUAAAGUAACACAUUAUUGUUACUCAUUUAUUUUUCACCUAUU
Molecule: messenger RNA, 2244 nt
Organism: Sphaeramia orbicularis (orbiculate cardinalfish)
Lineage: Eukaryota; Metazoa; Chordata; Actinopteri; Kurtiformes; Apogonidae
Gene: cmah
Product: cytidine monophospho-N-acetylneuraminic acid hydroxylase
Exons: 15
Coding region: 190-1968 (592 amino acids)
Biological process (GO): CMP-N-acetylneuraminate metabolic process
Cellular component (GO): cytoplasm
Molecular function (GO): CMP-N-acetylneuraminate monooxygenase activity; 2 iron, 2 sulfur cluster binding
Source: RefSeq, a predicted model, not a curated record